Molecule: messenger RNA, 393 nt
Organism: Diaporthe citri
Lineage: Eukaryota; Fungi; Ascomycota; Sordariomycetes; Diaporthales; Diaporthaceae
Exons: 2
Coding region: 1-393 (130 amino acids)
Molecular function (GO): protein binding
Source: RefSeq, a predicted model, not a curated record
AUGGAGAUCAUCGAGCACCCACAGACAAACUCCACCGACCUGCUCCUCGCCCUGCCCCCAGAGCUUCUCCUGGGCAUCUUCGCAUUCGUCGGCGUAGAGAACUUUCGUCAAGACGUCCGACGCCUCACCGUGUGCAAGAAGUGGUACGCCUACGCGAGACCAAUCCUCCUAGGCAAACUUCGGCUGUGGUCCACAGAUCCGCUACCCAUGCUACGCGCCAUGAGGGAAAGACGCGACGCUCGCGGCAUCUCCCUCCUUGAGUGGGACGAGUUCUUCGGGUACGAAGGGUUUCCUGAGGACGAAGUGCUUCCUGAGGACGAAGUGCUUCCUGAGGACGAAGAGCUUCCUGAGGACGAAGAGCUUCCUGAGGACGAAGAGAGUGACGAGGAGUAA